This is a messenger RNA of Coturnix japonica (Japanese quail), 2905 nucleotides long. The record is from RefSeq and is a predicted model, not a curated record. NCBI's taxonomy places the organism in Eukaryota, Metazoa, Chordata, Aves, Galliformes, Phasianidae.
GGUGAGAAGCAACAUCUCAGCCUUCCAGGUGACCUUCACCUCCAAACGUGGCUGUUUACACGCAUCCAAAGGAAGGAUAAUGACAGGCGUGACAGAUGUUCCAGGCCUUUCUCUAAAUUUUGAAUAUCAAAGCCUUCAUUAAUACUUAUUAACAUUUCCGUGUACAAAGCGAUUUGUUAUUUAAAUAUUAAUGCCACGUUACUGGAAAACGCCCCAAUAUUAUGUAACACAGUUACUAAAAACAUCUAUCGGGUUACCCAGUUCUGUGCUUUAUUACAGCUGCAAUUCAUAGCUUUGGAAUUGGGUCUCUGAAAUAUUUUUCUCCUAAAAAUACGUCACACGUGUAGCGUUCUGAAGUUUAUGGGCCAAUUUUCCAGCUGAAUCAAUCAGACCAGCAAUAUCCUGUUGUGUGACGGUGGUAUAGAAUCAUCCAAUGGCUCAGGUUGGAAAAGACCUUCAAGAUCAUCCAGUUGAAACUCAACCCAACCUUACGACCUUAACUCUACUGACUUACCACUCCAUUCAUGGCCCUGAGCAUCGCAUCCAGGAGGUUUUUAAGCACAUUCAGAGAUGGUGGCUCAUCUACCCCCUUGUGGAGCCUAUUCCAAAAGAUCACAAAGGGGGUCUCACCCCUUUGCUAGUCACAGGAAAUACUGGAAAGGUUUGGUAGCAAUGCACUGCUUGACCUGUGAUUAAAGUUAUGAAAUACCUGAAACUGAAGGAUUGCCUCCUCCACAGGAAUCUCUCAUAGAAAAAAUGCAUGGGUUAAAAUGCAUUUUGGAAGCUGGGCAUCCAAAAAUAGGUUAUUUGGUAAUCCGGAUGUAUUAGCAUAUCUUUCAGUUUAUUGCUGUGCUAAACAAGUGAAUGCAGCGUGAUGAUACCAAGACUUAAUUGGUGUAGUUUUGAGAUGAAAGCAACUGGAAGGGUGUAACCUGCAUGUCACAGCAUCGGGCCAAUAAUCAGAAACCUUGGGAAGAACUGGUAUAUCAAUUGAGAGGAGUCAUGCGGGAAGCAAAAUUCAUUUGGUAAUUGGAGCUGAUCCGGGGCAUGGCCACGCUCUGGGCGGGAUUUCUGCUCUAUAAAAGCCCACACUGCUGAGAGCUCUGCAUUCACUUCUCCUGCCUUAGCUCCUUACACAAGUGGGCUCGCCUCCCUCCACCUCACCAAGAUGACUUUCUACUACCAGAACCAGUGGGACGAUUCCUGCUACUCCCCGUGCAGCUACGGCAGCGUGUACAGCUACCGCACCUACGACUGCGGCAGCCCCUGCGGUUACCGCAGCUACGACUGCGGGAUCCCCUGCGGGUACCGCGGCUCCUGGGGGCUGAGCGGCUACCGGGACUGCUACCCCUCCUACAGCUCCCGCUGCUAUUCCCCGUGCUACACUCGCUACACCCGCCGUUACAGCCUGGGCAGCUGCUACCCCUGCUAUAACUACUAAAGGAACUGAUGGGAACUGGAUCCAUGGGACUGUGCUAUAGAGAUGGCUUGCAGAAGCUCCGAGUCCGGAACAGCGACGUGAAGCAGUUCCUGGAAACUCAGCGUUUCUGUUAAACUUCUUCAAAUGUUCUUCUAAAUUUUUCUUUUGUUUUCUUCUUUCCCUGCUGUCUCCUUUGCUUUGUGUGGGUCUGAUGGUGGAAAGGAAGCAGGGCAUGACAUAAGCGUGGACAACUCAUUUGCACCUCUUUCAUUAAUGAAAUCCGGAGUGCUGAGCCCUGAUCUUCCUCUAGAUAUGUUUCUCACUUCACCCCUUUUGAAGUUAUACCAAAGAGAAUCAUCCGAUCUGCUUGGACUCCCUCAACAAAGUGAAACAGUUUGAAACUGAUAACCAAUGGCACCAGCAAAACAAGGUGAUUUUCAGCAUAAAUUCAUCUCUGCUUGUAUUCCUUCUGCUUCUACCUUCUCUUUUGCAUUGGAUUGUGAGCUUUAUUCUUAUUAAAAAUGUUACAGCAUUACAACGCCUCGUUGUUUUUUUGCUUUCUGACUCACAUUUAUGCAGUUUUAUUUCCCACCUCAAUCCAUUUUGAUAAGUUUUCCUGAGAUAUACCGAGCCCUGUAGCUUUUAUGUAGCUUUUCACAUCAGCAAACGCUUGGCACAUUAAUGACGACCCUGUAGUAUUUCAUCACAUGAAGAAACCCAUUGUGGCAUUUAAUAGGUUUGGGAAUAUCCCCUUCAGUUUUCCUUAGCAUGGCAAUACAUGCACAGGAAUUGGGGGUAACACCACCAGCACCACGUCUCAGUGAUUUACAAAUGCAAGCAAACCCAUUUAAACAGGUGGGUAAGCCAGGAAUUAGGAAGGAAAAUGCCCUUUUUCUCGGCUGGUUUUAUGCCGGCAGAGCUGAUUUGUUACAGAGCAGAGAAUCUCUCGCUUUCCGUUCACCUCAUUAAGAGCUCGUAAAGGCAAGUGUUAGCAAGUGUUAUUGCGAGGCUCCAUUUGAAUGACAAUGAAUUGGCACGAAGCUCCCAGGCUGCAGCAUCACACAGAUGUUAAUAAGGCGAGAUCCCUGACGCAAACCCCAAAUGACUGUUGUUCAGGACAUAAGCACCUAACUGGCAGCAGCAGUAACCUCUUAAUAGUACGAUGCUGUAACAGUCUGGGCUGAGAACAGCAGGCAAAGUGCUUUGAAAUCCCUAUUAAACCCUCGGACCUUUGUUGUGAACGUAAUUGCCCUCCUUUGAAGGCACACGCAGGCACUUUGAUGGCAGCAGAACAAGAGGAAUUGGAUCUCAAUUGUGUUCUGGUAAACCCAUAUCCAUGAGUGUGAGUAUCACUGAACACCUUCCAAAGAAGAACUGUGGGUUCUGCUUUCAGCACAGCCCAGAACGGAGCUCCUUUUGGCUUUUGAACAGCUUAUUUCUGGGAAGGCACUGACUGUGAUGCCUGACACGUUUAUUACUGGAGCG